Mus caroli (Ryukyu mouse) is the source of this 3189-nucleotide messenger RNA. RefSeq names its product HNF1 homeobox A (gene Hnf1a). The record is from RefSeq and is a predicted model, not a curated record. Gene Ontology annotation, cellular component: nucleus. Gene Ontology annotation, biological process: positive regulation of DNA-templated transcription; insulin secretion; regulation of transcription by RNA polymerase II. Gene Ontology annotation, molecular function: RNA polymerase II cis-regulatory region sequence-specific DNA binding; DNA-binding transcription factor activity, RNA polymerase II-specific. Lineage: Eukaryota; Metazoa; Chordata; Mammalia; Rodentia; Muridae.
UCCAAUGUAAACAGAGCAGGCAGGGGCCCUGAUUCACUGGCCGCUGGGGCCAGGGUUGGGGGCUGGGGGUGCCCACAGAGCUUGACUAGUGGGAUUUGGGGGGGCAGUGGGUGCAGCGAGCCCCGUCCGUUGACUGCCAGCCUGCGGGCAGGUAGACACCGGCCGUGGGUGGGGGAGGCGGCUAGCUCAGUGGCCUUGGGCCGCGUGGCCUGGUGGCAGCGGAGCCAUGGUUUCUAAGCUGAGCCAGCUGCAGACGGAGCUCCUGGCUGCCCUGCUCGAGUCCGGCCUGAGCAAAGAGGCCCUGAUCCAGGCCUUGGGGGAGCCAGGGCCCUACCUGAUGGUUGGAGAGGGUCCCCUGGACAAGGGGGAGUCCUGCGGUGGGAGUCGAGGGGACCUGACCGAGUUGCCUAAUGGCCUGGGGGAGACGCGUGGCUCCGAAGAUGACACGGAUGACGAUGGGGAAGACUUCGCGCCACCCAUUCUGAAAGAGCUGGAGAACCUCAGCCCAGAGGAGGCAGCCCACCAGAAAGCCGUGGUGGAGUCACUUCUUCAGGAGGACCCAUGGCGCGUAGCGAAGAUGGUCAAGUCGUACCUGCAGCAGCACAACAUCCCCCAGCGGGAGGUGGUGGACACCACGGGUCUCAACCAGUCCCACCUGUCACAGCACCUCAAUAAGGGCACACCCAUGAAGACACAGAAGCGGGCCGCUCUGUACACCUGGUACGUCCGCAAGCAGCGAGAGGUGGCUCAGCAAUUCACCCACGCAGGGCAGGGCGGACUGAUUGAAGAGCCCACAGGCGAUGAGCUGCCAACCAAGAAGGGGCGGAGGAACCGAUUCAAGUGGGGCCCAGCAUCCCAGCAGAUCCUGUUCCAGGCCUACGAGAGGCAAAAAAACCCCAGCAAGGAAGAGCGAGAGACCUUGGUGGAGGAAUGUAAUAGGGCGGAGUGCAUCCAGAGGGGGGUGUCACCAUCGCAGGCCCAGGGGCUAGGCUCCAACCUUGUCACGGAGGUGCGUGUCUACAACUGGUUUGCCAACCGGCGCAAGGAGGAAGCCUUUCGGCACAAGUUGGCCAUGGACACGUAUAACGGGCCUCCACCGGGGCCAGGCCCGGGCCCUGCGCUGCCUGCUCACAGUUCCCCCGGCCUGCCCACAACCACCCUCUCUCCCAGUAAGGUCCACGGUGUGCGGUACGGACAGUCUGCAACCAGUGAGGCAGCCGAGGUGCCCUCCAGCAGUGGAGGUCCCUUAGUCACAGUGUCUGCGGCCUUACACCAAGUAUCACCCACAGGCCUGGAGCCCAGCAGCCUGCUGAGCACAGAGGCCAAGCUGGUCUCAGCCACGGGGGGUCCCCUGCCUCCCGUCAGCACCCUGACAGCACUGCACAGCUUGGAGCAGACAUCUCCGGGUCUCAACCAGCAGCCACAGAACCUUAUCAUGGCCUCGCUACCCGGGGUCAUGACCAUCGGGCCCGGGGAGCCCGCCUCCCUGGGACCCACGUUCACGAACACGGGCGCCUCCACCCUGGUUAUCGGUCUGGCCUCCACUCAGGCACAGAGCGUGCCUGUCAUCAACAGUAUGGGGAGCAGCCUGACCACGCUGCAGCCGGUCCAGUUUUCCCAACCACUGCAUCCCUCCUAUCAGCAGCCUCUCAUGCCCCCCGUACAGAGCCACGUGGCCCAGAGCCCCUUCAUGGCAACCAUGGCCCAGCUGCAGAGCCCCCAUGCCUUAUACAGCCACAAGCCUGAGGUGGCCCAGUACACGCACACCAGCCUGCUCCCGCAGACCAUGCUGAUCACAGACACCAACCUCAGCACCCUUGCCAGCCUCACACCCACCAAGCAGGUCUUCACCUCAGACACAGAGGCCUCCAGUGAGCCCGGGCUUCACGAGCCACCCUCUCCAGCCACCACCAUCCACAUCCCCAGCCAGGACCCGUCGAACAUCCAGCACCUGCAGCCUGCCCACCGCCUCAGCAACAGUCCCACAGUGUCCUCCAGCAGCCUGGUGUUGUAUCAGAGUUCUGACUCCAACGGGCACAGCCACCUGCUGCCAUCCAACCAUGGUGUCAUCGAGACUUUUAUCUCCACCCAGAUGGCCUCCUCUUCCCAGUAACCAUGGUGACUGCCUCCCAGGAGCUGGGUCCCCAGGGCCUGCACUGGCCUGCAUAGGGGGUGAGGAGAGCUGCAGCCACACUGCCCGGAGGAUAUCUGAGCCUGCCAUGUCACCUGACACAGGCUGCUGGCCUUCCCAGAAGUCUACGCAUUCAUUGACACUGCUGCUCCUCCAUCAUCAGGAAUGGAUGGCUCUGAGGUGUCUCAGCCUGAGAAGCAAGCCUCAAGGAGCCAGAGGACGGCCCAAUCUGGGCAGUAUUUUGGACCAUCAUCCCUGCUGUUUAGAAUGGAAAAUUUAAUGCUUGGGACAGAAGUGGGGAAGCUUGUGGUGCCUGCAUCCCUGAGUCAGAGCCUGCAGGCCCUCAAGGAUCUGUGCUGAGCUCUGAGGCCCUAGAUCAACACAGCUGCCUGCUGCCUCCUGUGCCUCCCCAGGCCAUUCCACCCUGCACCAGAGACCCACGUGCCAGUUUUGAGGAUUACCCUCCCCACCUUCCUACCCAGCUGUUCUGCUAGGCUCGGGAGCUGAGGGGAAGCCACCCGGGGCUCUCCUAGGCUUUCCCCUACCAAGCCAUCCCUUUUCCCAGCCCCAGGACCGCACUUGCAAGCCAUCUGUUCCCUUGGAUGUGUCUUCUGAUGCCAACCUGGCAUCUUGCCUCCACUAGAAAGGCCAUUUCAGGGCUCGGGUUGUCACCCCUGUUCCUUAGGACCUGCAACUCAUGCCAAGACCACACCCUGGACAAUCUGCUCCUCUGCCUGUAGGGCCCUGACAACUUCCUUCCUGCUGUGAGGGAGACCUGCAGAACUCAGAAGUCAAGACCUGGGCAGUGUCUAGUGGAGAGGGUACCAAGACCAGCAAAGAGAAGCCACCUAAGUGGCCUGGGGGCUGGCAGCCAUUCUGAGAAAUCCUGGGUCCCGAGCAGCCCAGAGAAAUACAGCACACAUGACUCUGUCUCCUCGGGCCUACUGCAGGGAACCUGGCCUUCAGCCGGCUCCUUUGUUAUCCUGGACUGUAGCCUACGGCUGACCAUAAGUGAGCCUGUAUGUUUAUUUAACUUUUAGUAAAGUCAGUAAAAAGCG